AUGUCCUUACUGUUCCUGCCGAACUGCCAACCGGUGCCGGUUUCCGUAAAAAAAGGUCGAAGUAGCUUCAACAUCGGCAACUGCGUAUGGAUCGUUGACCGUCCCUGUCCGGAUAGUGAUAUUCGGUUCUAUCUGUUCACCCGAUCAAACCCCGAUGAUCGACAGUAUAUCCACAUCGAUGAGACGUGGGAUCAGUCCAAUCUUAGUACGUCCUACUUCAAUCCAUCCCAUCCGGUGAAAGUCAUCAUUCAUGGUUACAAUGCUGACAUGUUUCUGACACCGCUAAUAAACAUGAAAGGAGAGUACCUUUCGCGUGCGAAUUAUAAUCUGUUCUACGUUGAUUGGAGCGAUCUUGCCCAUGGGCCGUGUUAUCCAUCGGCCGUACACAACACGCGCCAUGUUGGCAAAUGCAUUGGUCAACUGGUGCAGCGGAUCAUCGACGCUGGAACGGAUAAUAUUCAUCUCGUUGGGUUUUCGCUAGGCGCACAGGUGACGAACUACGUGUCCACAACGGUGAGACCCUUCCGAUUGAAGCGCAUCACCGGGCUGGAUCCCGCAAUGCCACUUUUCAUUACGGCAGCGGCAGACGAUAAGCUGGAUCCUACCGAUGCGGAGUUUGUAGAUGUGAUCCACACGAAUGCGUUGGUGCAGGGAAAGAUCGAACGGUGCGGACAUGCGGAUUUCUACGUGAAUGGAGGAAUACUACAGCCCGGUUGUUGGAGCUCCGGACAAAACCCGAUGGCUUGUAGUCAUCACCGUGCACCGGACUACUUCGCCGAAUCAAUCCGCAGCCUAACUGGCUUUUGGGGCUGGAGUUGUCAAAGCUACGUGUACUAUCUGCUUGGCUUUUGUCCACAGAAUAACGUGCAAGUUGUCGCGGGCGAAGAUUGCCCGGCCGGUACGGAGGGCAUGUUUCUAAUAUCGACCAAUCCGGCAUCACCGUUUGCAAUUGGUCGGUGGUCUGGUUUCAGCUUGCCGCAGAAGAAGGAUUCCGUCCUGCACAAGCACGGUCUCAAUCGGGAUCCGUUCAUCAGCGAUAUCGAUCAGUGGGGAAAGCUGGACAGUUCGUUUAACAAUGUGGACCACUUUCCAACACCGUACUCGCAGGAUCCGAACCAAAAUAACGACGAGUGGCCGUACUUCAAUCACAUCGGUACCAACGAAGUCACGAAGGAACACAUAAGAACGAUUCUUGAACAGGAUAAAUCUCGCUACAGUGGUGAUCGUUUGCCGAUGGCAACAAGCACACUAGCCACUACGAUCGCUACGCUAGCGCCACCUAGCGACAACGAUAUUGACGAUGCGUUCUACCUGCAGGAUUUACGGCGACGGUUACAGCAGAAGGAAGCGAGCGUGAUGCAACACUACACUAUGCCGAUGUUCAAUUCGCACUAG
Anopheles marshallii is the source of this 1395-nucleotide messenger RNA. RefSeq names its product pancreatic triacylglycerol lipase-like. Gene Ontology annotation, molecular function: lipase activity. Bases 1 to 1395 code for a protein of 464 amino acids. The transcript is spliced from 4 exons. Gene Ontology annotation, biological process: lipid metabolic process. Lineage: Eukaryota; Metazoa; Arthropoda; Insecta; Diptera; Culicidae. The record is from RefSeq and is a predicted model, not a curated record.